Hemicordylus capensis (graceful crag lizard) is the source of this 3723-nucleotide messenger RNA. It is a transcript of the gene PHAF1, whose product is annotated as phagosome assembly factor 1. Gene Ontology annotation, cellular component: dendrite; trans-Golgi network; synaptic vesicle membrane. Gene Ontology annotation, biological process: Golgi to plasma membrane protein transport. The coding region runs from base 169 to 1440 and encodes 423 amino acids. NCBI's taxonomy places the organism in Eukaryota, Metazoa, Chordata, Lepidosauria, Squamata, Cordylidae. The transcript has 17 exons. The record is from RefSeq and is a predicted model, not a curated record.
CGCCUCCCAGCCCCGCCUCCUCUUGCUACUGCCGCCGCCGCCGCUCGCCUGACGGCUGCAAAAGGCCUUUUCCUCGCUUUUUAUUUACAGCAGCCGCAAGUGAGGUCAAACUGCAGUAACGUCUUGACCCUGCUGUGUGAUUACUGGGCCGUUCCUCUGCCUGGCCCAAUGCUAGAUCUGGAGGUGGUUCCCGAGCGAUCUCUUGGGAAUGAACAAUGGGAAUUUACCUUGGGAAUGCCAUUGGCUCAGGCUGUAGCAAUUCUUCAGAAAUACUGUCGUAUCAUCAAAAAUGUCCAGGUUCUCUACAGUGAACAGUCUCCUCUUAGCCAUGACCUCAUCCUUAACCUGACUCAGGACGGAAUCAAACUGCUGUUUGAUGCUUUCAAUCAAAGACUCAAGGUGAUUGAAGUUUAUGACUUGACUAAAGUGAAGUUAAAAUAUUGUGGUGUCCAUUUUAACUCUCAGGCUAUUGCUCCAACCAUAGAACAAAUUGAUCAGUCCUUUGGAGCAACACAUCCAGGAGUGUACAACUCAGCUGAGCAACUUUUCCACCUCAACUUCAGAGGACUCUCGUUUUCUUUUCAAUUGGACUCAUGGACUGAAACUCCCAAGUAUGAGCCAAACUUUGCCCAUGGCCUGGCUUCUCUGCAGAUCCCUCAUGGUGCAACUGUGAAGCGCAUGUAUAUCUACAGUGGAAACAGUCUGCAGGAUACCAAGGCUCCUCUGAUGCCCCUCAGCUGUUUCCUUGGAAAUGUGUAUGCAGAGAAUGUUGACGUGUUGAGAGAUGGUACUGGGCCCUCAGGUUUACGGCUUCGCUUGCUCACUGCAGGUUGUGGCCCUGGAGUAUUAGCGGAUGCCAAGAUGCGGGUAUUUGAGCGCUGUGUGUAUUUUGGUGAUUCGUGCCAAGAUGUUCUGAGCACUUUAGGGUCUCCUCACAAAGUUUUCUACAAGUCUGAAGAUAAGAUGAAAAUCCAUUCGCCCUCCCCUCACAAGCAGGUUCCUUCAAAGUGCAACGACUACUUCUUCAACUACUUCACACUUGGAGUGGAUAUCCUUUUUGAUGCAAAUACUCACAAAGUGAAGAAAUUUGUUCUGCACACAAAUUACCCUGGCCAUUACAACUUCAACAUUUACCACCGUUGUGAAUUCAAGAUUCCACUAGCUGUUAAACGAGAUAGCACCGAUUCACAGACAGAAACCUGCACGACCUAUAGCAAGUGGGACAAUAUCCAGGACCUUCUUGGACACCCAGUCGAAAAACCAGUGGUACUUCACAGGUCGUCCUCCCCAAACAACACAAACCCAUUCGGAUCAACAUUUUGCUUUGGACUGCAGCGGAUGAUCUUUGAGGUGAUGCAGAAUAAUCACAUAGCAUCGGUUACUCUGUAUGGCCCCGCAAGACCCAGCAGCCAGCUGAGAACUUCUGAUCUUCCCCAGUGAGCGAUAUCCGCUAAUCGAAAUGCUACAAAAUUAGUACAGUGUGCCUUGAUUCGCUGCCACUUAUAAUAUGGAAAAGCACGAUAAGAUGGAUAACUUUGGGGGGGAGGGGGGCGUGUUCAAAAACUCUCUUGCCACCUGCACAUGGGGCAGGCUGGAGAAACCUCUUGACUGUCCAUCACAGAGCAUGGAGUUUGUGGUGGAGGUGAGCUGUUAAGUGCCCGUCGCUGUUGGUCUUUCUCCUCGCUGGUUGCCCUAGACCUUUUCAGUGUGGAUUUAGACUUAUUGGUCUGGCUUUUUGGAGCUGGAAGAAGGCUGAGCUGAAGAAGAGAGGACACACAAAGGUCUGCACAACGUCUAAGCACAAACUCUCUGAGCCGUGGAGCAUCUGGAAGCAGGUCAUAGAUGGAUAUAUAAUUUUUUUUUGUCUGUGUUUGUGUUAAUUGUAUUGAUACAGUGGUCGUGUUUUUUAAAAGAUGACAAAGUGGGGUGUGUGUGUGUGUGUAUACACGCACAGAGCGCGUGUGUGGUGCGCGCAUGUGUAUAAAAAUAAAGUACAUGGGUAUUUCUGUGGCUUAGAACCUCGUACCAUAUGUGACAAGUAUGUAUAUACAUGUCCAUGAUUUCAGACACCACAUGUUUGUCUAACAUUGAAAACAGCGCAAAACGGCAUAAGACUUGGUUGUAACAUUUUUGCACUACAUACACUUUAAUUACUUGAGAAGACAUUUUAAUCUUCAUUGAGGAGCAUCUGUGUAACUGGGUGUGAAUGGGGGUGCGAUGGUUUAUUUAAUUGUUCAACACACAUAAAGCUUAUUUAUACAGUGGGUUGAAAUAAUCCCACCUUUUUCUGCACUAAUAUUUACUUGACAUUCUCAAGCAGCUUAUUUUCUGCCAUGCCUGGUUAACUAAUUUGUGUGUUUGUAUACAGUUUCCAGAAGGAGAAAAAAAGUCAAGUACAUUAUUCCUAUGAGUUCUGUUUUCUUAAGGAUUUUGAUAACAUUUAUUUUCUUUUGUACUUAAGUCAGGAAGAAAAAAAAAAUCAGUCCUCUAAGAGUAAAUGCAGUUGUUGUAUCUUGUAACUCUGUGAAAUGCAUCCAGCUUAGUAUUUCUUAAUUUCUCUUCCAAACCCUGUAGAGAAAGAUAGUUGGAAAUCUAGGUGUAACCACUCGGAACUUCUCCCACUGAAGUCUCACUGAGAUAAAUAGAAGUUGAGCAGCCUUAAUGCAAGGAAGUUUCCCAAAUGGGGCUUCCGUGGAAUAUGCUCCUGGUGGACGGUGCCUGGUAUUGUUUCACACAUAGCACACUGGGGUGGGGGAGAAUUGCCUGGCUUCCCUUCCCUCCCCGCCCCGCACAUAACUUCUGAUCGAUCUCUCUCUUUUUAAAUUUAAUGCCAAAAUGUUAGCCAAAGAGAUCUUUAAUCUAGUUUCCACAUUUCUGUACAUAUAUAGUUAACUGGUACGCUGUGUCCCUCCACUCCAAGCAGUUGAGAUAGCAGCUGCUUCCACUUAAAGAGAUGCUGCUUACCUGUUGUUAUCCCACGUGGGAGAGGAGCGAGGGUACAGCAGCUCCCUUACCAGCCUCAUUGUGGGGGAAGCAGGUAAUCUAUCAGUCAUUGAAAUAUGAAUCCUUUUUAAAACGAUGGAGGCAAAACAAAAGAGAGAGUGAAAUGUAUAGUUUUAUCCCAUUUUUAAUAUUUUGGUGUAGCAACUUGUGAUAUAUAUUAGACAAUUUUUGUGAGUUUUACAGAUGUGUGUACAGAUUUUGUAAAUAUGAAACCAUUUUUGUAAUUUUAACUCCAUGUACAGUUUAAUCCUGUAUAGUUUAUCAACGAAUGAGGGAUAGGGAAUUCUAGAGUGUUAACUAAAGUUUUAAAUCCUGGACCAGUAGCAGGGAUAUAUGCGCGCGUGUGUGUGUGUGUUCUCCUUUUGCCAGUUAGUCUUCCUGUAUACUGUGACAUUCUACACUGUUUUACUUAAAAAGAAAUAAAUGAAGCCCCACUGAGAAAUGAAUGGAUAAAGGGAAAAAAGGUUGUAUGUGGCUUACCUUUAUUAUUUGUAGAUAUUACUUCUCUUCUUCAUAAUGUGUUGUUUUUCCUAUUAUCAUUGCUUGCUGAGAAAACCCCCCAAUUCUCUUUCCUUUGUAACAUGACUUCUGUGUCCCCCCCACCCAUAGCCCUUCUGUAAAUUGUAUGAAAUAUAUAACUAGCAUGAAAGGACAAAUAAAAUGACUCGGUUACUGUGUUUGUUUAAAUACAGUUGCUGGGUGUGUGUAUUUUGCAAUUAA